This is a messenger RNA of Hypoxylon fragiforme, 845 nucleotides long. RefSeq lists its product as uncharacterized. NCBI's taxonomy places the organism in Eukaryota, Fungi, Ascomycota, Sordariomycetes, Xylariales, Hypoxylaceae. The record is from RefSeq and is a predicted model, not a curated record. The coding region runs from base 417 to 641 and encodes 74 amino acids. The transcript is spliced from 3 exons.
UAAGUAUACAUCUGUAUGGAGAUUGGAAUCAUUGGAGAGUAUAAGAGAUCUGGGAGUUUAGUGCCCCUGUGAAUCCUUAGAAAAAGAAUGGGAAAAACCGGCUGAGCUAAUAAAUAUGUGUGUCUGAUCUCCAAUCAAAAUGGAUCGAGAUCGAUAAGGCCUCCCGAAUUACGUUGUGGGCUUCGCGAUGCACGUCAUCACACCGAAUCCGGUGAAGCUUGGAACAGAGCUAAGGUCGAAGCUAGACUUUCAGGAUAUGGAGGGAGGUAUAUAAGGAUGAUUGAAUUACGUUUACUUUCAAUGGUUUCUUUUUAGUAUUUCUCAUACUGCCAAAUUACUAUACCUACAUUACUAUAAAACAAAGUCCCAAAUCAAUAAUCAAAGCCAUUCGCUCUCACAAACACACUCACACAAACAUGGAUGCCCUCAAGAAGUUCGCCGGUGGCAGCAGCUCAGGAAACACUGCCAACACACAGCCCACUGGAGAGAAGAAGGACUACGGAGACAAGAUCGCCGGUUUCAUGAACAAAAAGCAAGGCAACAAGGUGUCUGACCAGCAACUCGAGUCUGGGACCGACACGGUCCGCGGAUUGUACGAGAAGGCUACUGGGAAAAAGGUCGAUCCCAAGUACUCCAACUAGACGUGUGGUGGAAUAGGAGUUAAUGGAUGGUGAUGUCACUGCCCAGGUGCACACAUACACCGACGAUGAUAUGAAGUUUUAAACAGGCCAGACAUAAUUAGGGGAAUGACUCCCAUACCUAAAUUAGAAAGCCAAAGUGCUUCUUUUUAUACAUUUUUAUUAAUCUAAUGAGAUUUAUUUGGUAAAAAACAGCCAAAAAGAAAA